AUGUCUCCAACUGUUGCCACUCGCCACUCUGCUCACCGCGACAGUCGUCGUCACAGCCUCUCUGCCUUGUUGACGUCGUCCGCUGCGCCCUCUGACAGCGAAAAUGCCUUCCACGUCGCCGCCAUCGCGGUCCCCAACAAGUCCAAGCGCUCCAAGCGAGCACACUCGUCCUCAUCGUUGUCUCCUUCGAAAAAAUCGUCUCCCUCCCAGCCCGUCAAGGAUGCCGCAUCCCACCGCACAAAGAAGGCCCUCACUUCGCGUAAGGCUCCGUCAGCGAAAGCCAUCGAAGUAGACGUCCCCGUUCCAGUCUUGAUGGAUGCGACCGAGGCCUACACCGGGUUCGCCUACAGCGGUGUCCACUCUCAACUCCCACCUGUCUUCGCUGAGAAUACGGUGCCCGCCAUUGCUGACCUCUUCUUCGAUUCCUUUGUGUAA
This is a messenger RNA of Stereum hirsutum FP-91666 SS1, 435 nucleotides long. RefSeq lists its product as uncharacterized. The record is from RefSeq and is a predicted model, not a curated record. The transcript is spliced from 2 exons. Lineage: Eukaryota; Fungi; Basidiomycota; Agaricomycetes; Russulales; Stereaceae. Bases 1 to 435 code for a protein of 144 amino acids.